AUGGCGGAGACACUACGACGGCUCCCCUCGCCGAUUCAAACAGACAACCUAUCUGCCACCUCUCCUCCCACAUCGACGACCUCGUCCCCGCGAUCGACCCCAGGCCUCUCAGCGAAACGGUCUCGCUCGCCCCUGUCCCUCGAUCUCUCGUCCCUACCGCCUCUCUCCCAGCCCGCACCGCCCAGCAACACCCUCCUCAUCACGCGGCUAGACGACCCCAAGAUCUUUCACCCCGCCAGCCUGGCCACCAUCCGCCAACACAUCGCGUCGCUGGCGCCCCUCAACUCCUUCUCCCCACUCAAGUCCAUGCACCGCAUCAUCUGCUCGUUCUACUCCACCGACGCGGCCAUCGCGGUACGGCAAGAGUUCGACGGCCGAGCCGUGCUAGGCAACACGGUCGCGAAAUGCUACUUCGGCGAGCCCACGCCUCUGGACCCCGAGAAGAAAUACCUCGACCGCCCGGACGCGGGACGGCUGUUCUUCAUCUCCCCGCCCCCGUCACCCCCCGUGGGUUGGGAGAUGAGGACCGAAGACCCGCCGAACAAGGAAGUCCACGCCGAGGAUCUGGCCAGCAAGCUCGCCAAGCUGAGCAGCAAGAUCACGGCCUCCCCGACGGGCGCGGGCGACGAGUCCAGUGAAGACGAGGCCCAGAUCCCAUCCCGGACGCAGUACACGGCCUCGGAUCUCGCGCAGAAGCUGAAAUCGAACCAUCGGCGGGCGUUGAGUGGCGUGUCGGCCGAGAACAACUCCCCCACCACUGCCGAGGCCGCGAGUCCCAAGAAACAUCGCAGCAGGAGUUCGACUCUGAUCUAUGAUCCCGUGGCCCAUGGGGAUAGUCCGGCGUUGCCGGCAGUGAUGCUGGAGACCGAGGACGACUCCGAGGUGGAGUUGGAGGACGACAGCAAGAAGAUAUUCGAGCAUACGGCACGGCCGCCAGUGGAGCUGAUGGAGCAUUGA
Molecule: messenger RNA, 957 nt
Organism: Cladophialophora carrionii CBS 160.54
Lineage: Eukaryota; Fungi; Ascomycota; Eurotiomycetes; Chaetothyriales; Herpotrichiellaceae
Exons: 1
Coding region: 1-957 (318 amino acids)
Biological process (GO): calcium-mediated signaling
Cellular component (GO): cytoplasm; nucleus
Molecular function (GO): nucleic acid binding; calcium-dependent protein serine/threonine phosphatase regulator activity
Source: RefSeq, a predicted model, not a curated record